This is a messenger RNA of Cyphellophora europaea CBS 101466, 2091 nucleotides long. RefSeq names its product glycine-tRNA ligase. The transcript has a single exon. NCBI's taxonomy places the organism in Eukaryota, Fungi, Ascomycota, Eurotiomycetes, Chaetothyriales, Cyphellophoraceae. Gene Ontology annotation, molecular function: glycine-tRNA ligase activity; ATP binding. Gene Ontology annotation, biological process: mitochondrial glycyl-tRNA aminoacylation. Gene Ontology annotation, cellular component: mitochondrion; cytoplasm. The record is from RefSeq and is a predicted model, not a curated record. The coding region runs from base 1 to 2091 and encodes 696 amino acids.
AUGCGACUCAUCCUGCGCCUCCCGCGCUGCUUCAAUACAAGCUUUCAACCUUGCACAAGACAUUUUUCAAUCACUGCCGCAGCUAGCAGAGCAAAGGUCGAUCGUAAGGCACCUGUCAACAUGUCGACAAGCACGACUAAGACCGGCCAACCUCUUGACCGUGGUGUUCUCGACGGUCUUCUGCGACGACGACUAUUCUACACUCCUGCGUUCGAGAUUUACGGGGGAGAAAAGGGCCUCUACGACUAUGGGCCCCCAGGGUGCUCUUUGCAGGCGAACAUUGUGGACCUGUGGAGGAAACACUUUGUUCUCGAGGAGGACAUGCUGGAAGUCGACUGCACCAUGUUAACACCAGAAGCUAUUCUUAAGACCUCCGGGCACGUUGACAAAUUUGCCGAUUGGAUGUGCAAAGAUCCCAAGACUGGCGAGAUCUUCCGCGCAGACCACCUUGUCGAGCAAGUGCUCGAGGCUCGGUUGACAGCCGACAAGGAAGCUCGUGGGCAGAAGAUCGAAGUUGAGGAGGCGAAAGACGCGAAAAAGAAGAAAGUCAAAGCUGUGGCUGCCCAGAAGCUGGAUGACGCUGUAGUCAAGGAGUACGAAGAGACCCUUGCGAAGAUCGACAACUACGGCGGCGUGGAGCUCGGAGAGCUUAUCAAGAAGUUCAACAUCAAGGGUCCCACCAGCGGAGUUGAGCUUGAACCUCCCAAGGCUUUCAACCUCAUGUUUCAGACCCAGAUUGGUCCGGCUGCAGACAGACCAAAUGGCUACCUACGCCCUGAAACUGCCCAGGGGCAGUUUCUGAACUUCCAGAAGUUGCUCGAGUUCAACCAGCAGGCGAUGCCUUUCGCCUCCGCUUCGAUCGGAAAGUCUUUCCGGAAUGAGAUCGCUCCGCGAUCUGGAUUACUGAGAGUGCGCGAGUUCCUGAUGGCUGAGAUUGAACACUUCGUGGACCCGGAAUCUGGGAAGAGACACCCGCGCUUCGAGGACGUCCAGAACACGAAGCUCAGACUACUGAACCGAGAUGUCCAGCUCUCUGGGAGCACCAAGCUCGAGGAGGUGACCAUUGGCGAUGCUGUCAGAUCCAAACUUGUAGACAACGAGACGCUCGGCUACUUUCUUGUUCGCAUCCAGGAGUUCUUACUCAAGAUUGGUGUGGAUCCUAGCAAGCUUCGUUUCCGUCAGCAUAUGGCAAACGAGAUGGCUCACUAUGCUGCUGACUGCUGGGAUGCUGAGCUCUUCACCAGUUACGGGUGGAUCGAGUGUGUCGGUUGUGCUGACAGAUCAGCCUACGACUUGACAGUGCACAAGGAAAAGACUGGUGCUCCUUUGGUCGUCCGCCAAACUCGGGCCGAACCUCUAGUGCUUGAAGAAUGGGAGGCCGAGCUCAAUAAGAAGAAACUUGGCCCUAAAUUCCGAAAGGACGCAAAAGCUGUUGAAAACGCUGUGGACGCUCUCUCACAGGAACUCCGCGAGAAGCUCUCUCUUGAACUGCAGAAAGACGGAAAAAUCACGAUCGAUACCCCCAAUAUUGGCUCCGGCAAAACCGAGCUCGAGAAGGAUCUCAUCACCAUCGAGAAGCGCAAGCGUACUGAGCACACUCGUGAAUACACUCCCAAUGUCAUCGAGCCUUCAUUUGGUAUCGGCCGCAUACUCUACAGUCUCAUGGAGCACGUCUUCUGGACGCGUGAGGGUGAUGAGGCUCGUGGUGUGCUCUCAUUCCCUCCCAUAGUGGCGCCCACGAAAGUCCUACUUGUCCCGCUGUCCAACCAUCCUGACCUGCGCAAGUUUCUCAACGGACUGUCCUCCAAGCUUCGCAAGGCUGGAGUCGCAAACAAGACCGACGAUUCCUCCGCCAGCAUUGGCAAGCGGUACUCCCGUAAUGACGAGCUUGGGACUCCCCUCGGCAUUACCAUCGAUUUCCAGACUGUCAAGGACAGCACUGUCACACUGCGUGACCGAGACUCCACCAAGCAAGUCCGCGCGUCUCAAGACGACAUCGUUGCUGCGGUGAAGGCGCUCUGUGAUGGUGAGAAGUCUUGGGAUGAUAUUGCGAAGGAGCUGCCAGCCUUUGAGGGCCAGGAGGCUGACUGA